AUGGAGAUAUCUAAGAUCACUGAACCAGAAGAUUGGGAAUAUUUUGCUAAAGGAGCAGCUAAUAUUUUAUUCAAGUAUAUUGGAACUAAUGAUUAUUUAAAACAUAAAUUAUUAAGAAUUCGAUUAUUGAAAGAAGAACAAGAAUAUAUAUCAACUUGUGAAUUAUAUGAUUUUAUUGAAUUGAAAUGUAAGAAUUUAUUUCCUCAACAAAUCAUUGAUAUUCAAUUAAUAGUGUUAACUUCUGAAUUUAUCAAUAAGUUAAAUAAUCAAGGUCAUGAUUUAAUGAUUAGAGAAAGAUAUGGUCUUUUAUUACCAAAUAUCCUUGACGGGAAUUACGAAGAGUUGAGUUUAUCUAAAAAAUGUCAAUUAUAUUAUGAAAAAUGUCCAUCUGAUUCAAUAUCAGACGGUGAUAGUACUCAAGAUUGUGAUGGUAUAAGUUCUGUCAUAUUUGAGAUCAAACCAAAAUGGUUGUAUGAUAAUUAUAAUUCAAAUUAUUGUCGUACAUGUUCAUUAAACCAAUUGAAAAAUGUUCCUAGACAUUUUUGUCCAUUAGAUUUAUUAUAUCCUGAAACUAUAGAUCAGGCUUUAAUUGAUUUAUUUAAACCAAUUCCUGUUGAUAUACUUGAUAAAAUUGAAAAAUUGAUUCCUUUGAAAAAAUUAUUUAAAAUUUAUUUGAAUAAUGAAAAUAAUGUUUUUCAACAAUUAAGAAAAUAUCAAAAAAUUAAUAAUAAAAAUGAUUUAAUUGAAAAUUUAACUAGUUCAGAUGAUGUUAGUUCAAAUUUAUCAUUAAUUAUGACAUUAAGAGAUGUUGGAUUAUUCUUAAAAUUUGAAAAAUUCAAUGAAAACAACCAUCUUCAUACGUCCCAUAAUAAUAUUAAUAAUGUUUAUAUCGUUGACGGUGAAAAAUUUUUACUUACUUGUAAUAUUUACGAUUUGGACUUGAAGUCCAAAAUGAAGUAUAAAUAUUGGUUGAAAAUUGAAAAUGAUUUACAAGCCAUAUACAAUAGUUCCAAUCCAAAUUGGAGAUAUUGUACUAAAUAUCCAGGCAGAACCAACAACAAUGACGACAAAGUGCAAGCCAAAGAGUAG
This is a messenger RNA of Candida tropicalis MYA-3404, 1089 nucleotides long. It is a transcript of the gene IPK1, whose product is annotated as inositol pentakisphosphate 2-kinase. Gene Ontology annotation, molecular function: ATP binding; inositol-1,3,4,5,6-pentakisphosphate 2-kinase activity. Gene Ontology annotation, biological process: inositol phosphate biosynthetic process. Gene Ontology annotation, cellular component: nucleus. Lineage: Eukaryota; Fungi; Ascomycota; Pichiomycetes; Serinales; Debaryomycetaceae. The transcript has a single exon. The record is from RefSeq and is a predicted model, not a curated record. Bases 1 to 1089 code for a protein of 362 amino acids.